This is a messenger RNA of Prunus armeniaca (apricot), 294 nucleotides long. NCBI's taxonomy places the organism in Eukaryota, Viridiplantae, Streptophyta, Magnoliopsida, Rosales, Rosaceae. The record is from the annotation of a GenBank genome assembly.
AUGCCCCCAGAUGCACAACAUGUCACAGUUUUGUGCGUCGUGAUUAGAGAAGACUUCUCUCGCACUUUGGCGGAACGCCUAGUGAAUGAUAUCCAGAAAGUGUUGCAUGAACUAGACAUACUUCCAUCUAAGCUUAGCUCCAAUGUGAAGGCUGCCGACGGAGAGGAUGGGAAACCGGCAGAUACAAGGGCACUUGAGAGUAAGAAGAGUGAUUUGGAAAAGACAAGGGAGAUCACAACAAUUUGGAGGAAGUUUGUUACGGCCAGGAAGCAGAAGAUGAACGUUGUUUGUUAG